Coccomyxa subellipsoidea C-169 is the source of this 5211-nucleotide messenger RNA. Its product is annotated as P-loop containing nucleoside triphosphate hydrolase protein. The transcript has 27 exons. Gene Ontology annotation, molecular function: ATP binding; lipid carrier activity; ATP hydrolysis activity. Gene Ontology annotation, cellular component: intracellular membrane-bounded organelle; membrane. Gene Ontology annotation, biological process: transmembrane transport; lipid transport. Bases 1 to 5211 code for a protein of 1736 amino acids. The record is from RefSeq and is a predicted model, not a curated record. Lineage: Eukaryota; Viridiplantae; Chlorophyta; Trebouxiophyceae; Coccomyxaceae.
AUGAUGAAGUGCCGCAACUGCGGCAUUGGCGGCAGUGGCAUCACCAUCGAAAUGCUAAGGCCCAGCCCAGGGAGGCAGUUCCUGGCAGUGCUGCACAAGAACUUCCUGCUGCAGACGCGCAGCGGCCGCUCUUUCUUUGGGGCUGGGGGAUGGGUGGCGCUCCUGCUGGAGAUCCUCACGCCAGCCGCCUUCUUCCUGCUGAUGUGCCUACCCAAGUACUACUUCGAUGAGGAGGCAUUGGAUCGGGCUGCAGCAGAGCCAGAGACAGUGGACGCCAUAAUCACGUUUGACACCGGCGCGAAUGACGGAGACAUGUCCUACAUUGUACGCGGCAAUCACACAGAACUGCCCUCCACGCGCCUCACCUACAAUGAGUUUGACCUGCUGCCAGAUCCCCAGUACCGCAUGUACUGGCUCUUUGCCAACAUCCAGCAAGCGCUCGACAGGGCAAUCCUGGGGCGCUCCCUGGGGGAGGGAGAGCGACCAGCAAGGGUGGAUGUGGCGGUGAAGCCAUUCCCCUGGCCGGCAGUGACAUUCGACCCAGCCGCCAUCGCCGCGGCUGCCGCUUUCAACCUGCUGCUCGUGUUUGCUUUCCUGAAUCCCACGAGGGUCGCAGUGGCGACUGUUGUGCGCGAGAAGGAGCUGCGCCUGCGAGAGGGCAUGCGCAUCCUCGGCCUUAAGGAUGCUGCAUACUGGAGCGCGUGGGCGCUGACGCAUUUUGCAACGAUGGCGCUAUCGGGGGCGCUAUGUGCUGCAAUCGCGCUAUACCCCUUCCCGCACACAGACCCUGUGCUGAUGCUGGCGCUGCUGUGGCUCACGGCUGCGGCGUUGCUGGCGUUUGCGUACUUCCUGAGUACUCUCUUUUCCAAGUCGCGCGUGGCCGGCAUGGCCUCUGCCAUGCUCUACGCCGUCGCCAUGGUGCCCGGGUACAUAAUGCCUACAUUCCAGCCGUACGGCGGCUGGGGCUGGCCACUGGCGUGCCUGCUGCCGCCUUCGGCCAUCUCGCUGUUCGCCACGGUGCUGCUGAAACUUGAGGGGUCCCAGCGGGGGGUCAGCUGGAGCACUGUCCACCUCAACAUGACCUCACAGUACCCCUUCUCCGCUGCCACCGUCCUCCAGAUGCUGGCUUUUGAUGUCCUGCUCUACGGGCUGCUCACCUGGUACCUUGACCAGGUGGUUGCCAGCGGGUAUGGGCAGAGCCUGCCAUGGUACUUCCCAUUCCUGCGAUCCUACUGGCGGCCGUCAGCGCGACACAGCGGGGCCAAGUCUACCCAGGGACUAGCUAUCGACGAGGCGGUAGAUGCAUCUGCUGGAUUGGGGGAUGGAUCUGCCGGGGAACCAGCCGUAGCGAUCAGGCACCUGUGCAAGGACUUUGCAACCACUGAUGGGGCCCUGAAGCGGGCAGUUGACAAUCUCACGCUGGACGUGCCGGCGCAGCAAGUCACCGCCCUGCUCGGGCACAACGGGGCCGGCAAGACGACGGCGAUCUCCGUCCUGACAGGCAUGCUGACGCCGACAAGCGGGGAUGCGCGCGUCUACGGGGCGUCCAUCCUGACAGACAUGCCGCGCAUCCGGCAGAGCCUGGGGGUGUGCCCCCAGUUCGACAUCCUGUGGCCGGAGAUCAGCGUGCGCGAGCACCUUGCGCUCUACGCCGCCAUCAAGGGCUACCGGGGGCACGACGCGCACACUGUAGCGGGCUCUGCUGCUCGGGACGUGGGGUUGGAGGAGAAGCUGGAGUCAAGGGCCGAGGAGCUUUCGGGCGGGCAGCGCCGCAAGCUGAGCGUGGCCAUUGCGUUCCUGGGGGACCCCUCCAUCGUCUUCCUCGACGAACCCACCUCCGGCAUGGACCCCUACUCGCGCAGGUUCACAUGGGAGGUGAUACGGCGCAGCCGGGCAGGCCGCGCGAUAGUGCUGACGACGCACUCCAUGGAGGAGGCCGAUCUGCUGGCCGACCGCAUCGCCAUCAUGGCUGCCGGCCGGCUGGUUGCGCAGGGAACGCCCCUGGACCUCAAGGCCCGCUACGGCGUCGGCUACACCCUUACGGUCGUCAAGCAGCGCGCUCCCGAGUCAGACAGGGUUUCCAGCGCGAGGUCAGAGGAUGGCAGGAGCAGCGUGGCGUCAAUGUCGCGCGUGGUCUCCACGCGUUCCCUCUCCGAUCUGUCAGAGGGCGAUGCCUCCCUGGACGCCCUGAUCAGGCGCCAUGUGCCCCAGGCCGUCCUCGUCAGCAGAGGCCCUGCUGAGCUGGCCUUCCGCCUGCCCAAAGAGGCAACCUCACAGUUUCCGGCGCUGCUGCGGGAGCUGGAAGACAGCAAGGCGGACCUGGGAGUGGACAGCUAUGGCCUUGAGGUGACAACCCUUGAAGAGGUCUUUCUGGCCGUUUCCGCUGCGGUGGCCGCCGACGCCAAAGCCGGCCAGCCGCGCCUGCCGGGACCAGCCGAAGAUGCCCAGAAAGCAGAGCAGGAAGAGGUGGCAGUAGACGUGGAUGGUCUGUCUGGCGGGGCCGGCAGCCGAAUCAAUGAGGCCAAGGGGAGCCAGGCAUCUGUGACUCUGCUCAGGGGCCUGCCGCUGUACGCGCAGCAGUGGCGAGCGCUGUUUGUGAAGCGGGUGGUGAGCGCGAGGAGGGACAAGCUGGCAGUAGUGAUUCAGCUGCUGGUGCCCAUUGCGCUCGUUCUGGUGGCCCUGUGGGCGCGCCACGCCACCGACGCAUUCCCCCAGGAGCCAUACCUCUCCAUCUCCAGGCAGGACUGCCUGAGGGACCAGCCGGCGUUGUUCGGUGCGACACCGGACAUCCGCGCAAAUGCAACGGCGCUGGCCGCCUUUGCUGCAGCGUACCCGGCCGACAAGCUGCGGGACACAGGCGAGCAACGGCUGUGGAACGGGCCAUUUUUCGCGCCGGCAGCAGGCACUCUGGACGGCUGGCUUCUGGACCACUGGUACACUGGGACAGCGCAAUAUGACGCUCUCUUUGUGAACAACUUCACCAGCGCCUCUGAGGUGCUGGCACAGGGCGGCAGCGUGUCCUACACACUGAUGUUCAACACAACGGCCACGCAUGGGCUGCCAGCGGCCCUCAACGCAGCCAGCAAUGCGCUGCUGCGGUCUAUACAGGGGCCAGAGUAUCAGGGAAACAUCCGCGUGGCCAAUCACCCCAUGCCCACCCUGCAGAACGAGGCUGCCGUCAAGUUCAGCAAGGUCGCCGGCGACCUGCUGCUGGUGCUGUGCCUGACGAUGGCGGCGAGUGUGCUGAGCGCCAGUUUCGCGGUGUUCCUGGUGCGUGAGCGCGAGUCACACUCCAAGAGCGUCCAGGUGGUGGCCGGCGCGCCCCCCUCAGCAUUCUGGGGGGCCACCUACGCCUGGGACCUCCUCAACUUCUCCAUCCCAGCCCUCGGCAUCAUAGUGUGCUUCUUCUGCUUCGACCUGCCCCAGUUCCGCGGCGAGCGCAUGGCGGCCGUCGUGGCACUGCUCUGGCUCUUCGGCGCAGCAGGCCUCGCUCUCACCUACCUCCUCAGCUUCGCCUUCUCUGAUGAGAUGUUGGCGCUCCAGCGCAUUAACAGCUACACCUUUUUGAUUGGCUACCUGGGCUUCCUGGCCACUUGGAUCCUGGACACCGUCUACUCCCUCCUGCACCGCGCCGGCGUCAAAGCCACCGAUGACGGCCUCAAGACCGUCCUGCGCGCAGUGUCGCCCCACUAUGCCCUCGCCAGGGGUAUUUACGAGGUGACUGAGACGUACGGGGAGGAGAGAGGGGAGCCCAACACCUCCCCCUGGGUCUGGAAUGCCGCUGGACAGCAAAUGGCAUGGAUGGGCAUCCAAGCCGCUGUAUACAUGGUGCUCACUUUGCUGGUGGAGUCUGGCUGGCUGGGUCGCACGCAUGCGUCAGCCAAGCAGCUGCUCCGGCGGUGCUGGCGCGCCGUUGGCCGCGGCAAGCGGAGGGCCGGGGCAGGCUAUGACAGGCUGCAGCAGGAAGAGGAGGCGGGUUUGGAGGACGGUCUGCAGGGCUGGGAUGACGAGAAUGCAUAUGAGGAUGAGGAUGUCAGGGCGGAACGCAUUGCCAUGCAAGCAGGUGCGAGGCCGGAGGAGUGGCAGGUGCUGGUGGCGGGUCUGGAGAAGUGGUACAGCCGGGGCACAUGGCAGCCCCCGCUGCGUGCGCUGCGAGGUUUGUGGCUGGGGGUUGGCGAGGGCGAGUGCUUCGGCCUGCUCGGCGUCAACGGCGCCGGCAAAACCACCGCCUUCCGACUGCUCACAGGCGAGCUGAGGCCGGACGAGGGUGAUGCGUUCGUGGCGGGGCACUCCAUCAGGACUCAGCUUGCAGCUGCGCGGCAGCAGCUGGGCUACUGCCCUCAGUUCAGCGCGCUGCCGGGGGCGCUGACUGGGCGGGAGGUGCUGCAGAUGUAUGCGCGUCUCAGGGGCGUUCCCUCGGACCACAUCGAGCACACUGUGCAGGACCUGCUCCAGCGCAUCGACCUGACAGAAUACGCGGACAGGCAUGCCUUGCACCGUUCUUGUGCCCACCCAUAUUCUCGUUCAGCUUGUCUGCUUAUGCACCUUGCCUCUUGCAGGAAACGCAUGGUGUGCGAGACGUACAGCGGGGGAAACAAGCGCAAGCUGAGCGUGGCAGUGGCGCUGGUGGGGGGCCCAGCGGUGGUGCUCAUGGACGAGCCCUCCACCGGCAUGGACCCGGGCGCCAAGCGGUUCCUGUGGGACCUCAUUCAGAAGCAGGUCGUCGACCAGGGGCACACGGUGCUGCUGACGUCGCACAGCAUGGAGGAGUGCGAGGCGCUCUGCAGCCGCAUCGGCAUUCUGUCGGCCGGCCGCCUGCGCUGCCUCGGGGCCGUGCAGCACCUGAAGAACCGCUUCGGCGCCGGCUACCUGCUCACCCUGCGCCUGAACAGGCAGCGCUCGGGUCCCCCUGCCGCCGCCGGGGGGCCAGGCCCCCCGCUGCAGCCUGUGGAGGCCGCUGCGGUGGCGUGGGUGCAGCGUGCAGCGCCUGCCGCGCAGCUGCAGCCGACAGGCGGCCGGUCGCCCGACACCCUCUGCUUCAGCAUUGCGCAACAGGAUUUGGACCUGCCGUCCCUGUUUGCCAGCAUGGAGGCUGCGCGCGCUGAGCUGGGAGUGGAAGAGUACUCCAUUUCGCAGACCACCCUGGAGCAUGUCUUUGUGGCGCUGGCCGAGAUCGGCACGCAGCAAGACAGCACUACUGCCAUGCAGUGA